Messenger RNA from Sitodiplosis mosellana (orange wheat blossom midge), 595 nucleotides. RefSeq lists its product as uncharacterized. The transcript is spliced from 3 exons. The coding region runs from base 112 to 423 and encodes 103 amino acids. Lineage: Eukaryota; Metazoa; Arthropoda; Insecta; Diptera; Cecidomyiidae. The record is from RefSeq and is a predicted model, not a curated record.
UGAAUUCAGUCAAUUGCUGAUCGCUGAAGAAUAAACUUGAAAGUUUUUAACUUAAGUUUUUUCGUGAAAAAUUUACAAUUUCAAAAUCGAUUAACAAACAGUUAAUAUAAAAUGGCAAAGAUUGCAUUGUUGUUUAUCGCUGCUUUCUGCGUUGUUCAACUUUCGUUGGCAGCUCGUGUCUCUCGUGAAAGUGCAACUGAAACAACCACUGAAUCACUAGCAGAUCAAAUAAAUAAUAGACUUGACGAAUUGAAGAAAAAAGCUCAAACAUAUUUUACUAAAGAAAAGACCGACGUCGCAAUUAACACGAUAAGUGAGAAUUUUAAAAGCGCUACGAACACCGUCGGAGAUGGAGCGAAAGAUUUUUUAUCGUUUAUACAAGGAGCCCUUCAAAACAUGACCGAUUCCCAGAAAAAAGAUUAAAUGCUUUGAAUACAACAUUCUACUGUUUGAUGUUAAGACGAGUUUAUGCGGAAAAAAACGUCCUCUUUACACUUCGAAUUGCUAUAAGUUCUUUUUUAUCUGAAAUGUUCAAUUUUUUUUUGUAUAUUCAAUCAAUUUGAGCAAUAAAAUCCUUUGAGAUCUUGAUCUUUCA